Tarenaya hassleriana is the source of this 2649-nucleotide messenger RNA. RefSeq names its product pentatricopeptide repeat-containing protein At1g25360. Gene Ontology annotation, molecular function: protein binding; RNA binding; zinc ion binding. The transcript has a single exon. The record is from RefSeq and is a predicted model, not a curated record. Bases 19 to 2388 code for a protein of 789 amino acids. Gene Ontology annotation, biological process: RNA modification. Lineage: Eukaryota; Viridiplantae; Streptophyta; Magnoliopsida; Brassicales; Cleomaceae.
CGAAGCUACAAACAUGCGAUGCAGCCAAACCCAGACCAUGUCCGUAUAAUCGCCAACCGCUACGCCGCGUAUCUCCGCCUCUGUUUCCCGCCGACCGGCGCGUCUCUUCCACUCGCGUUAUCCAUCCAUGCCAACAUCACCGCUUCUGGGUUUCGCCCACGUGCCCACAUCGUCAACCGGUUGAUCGAUUUCUAUUGCAAAUCCUCGAAGCUCGAUUAUGCACGCACCCUGUUCGACGAAAUUCCCAAACAAGACGGGAUCGCGAGAACCUCCAUGAUUUCUGGUUAUUCCAAUUCUGGAAAUAUCAAACUCUCUUGUCGAGUUUUUCUGGAAACUCCAUUGAGUUUGCGGGAUACCAUUAUGUACAAUGCGAUGAUCACUGCGUUUUCACAUAACAAUGAUGGGUAUUCGGCUUUGAAUCUCUUUUCUGAGAUGAAAUGCGACGGAUUUAGACCCGAUAGCUUCACAUUCUGUAGUGUUCUCAGAGGAUUGGCACUUGUUGCCGAAGAGGAGAGGCAAUGUGUGCAGUUUCAUGGUGCCGUUGUGAAGUCCGGGGUGGGUUAUGCUACGUCUGUUUUGAACGCUCUGAUAUCCGUGUAUGUGAAAUGUGCUUCUUCCCCUUAUGCUGCUCCAUCUUCCUUAUUGGGUGCAGCUAGAAAAGUGUUUGAUGAGAUUCCCACGAAGGACGAGUUGUCGUGGACUAGUAUGAUCACGGGUUACGUGAAGAAUGGUCUUUUAGAUGCGGGGAAGGAGUUGCUAGCUGGGAUGGAUGAGAAGAUGCAGGUCGCAUGGAACGCAAUGAUUUCUGGUUAUGUUCAUCGUGGUUUGUAUCGAGAAGCACUAGAUAUGGUUAGGAGGAUGCUGUCUUCUGGGAUCGAGCUUGACGAGUUUACAUAUACAAGCAUUUUAAGUGCUUGUGCUGAUGGUGGAUUGCUUCAAAUGGGAAAGCAGAUGCAUGCUUAUAUACAAAAGAGGGAGAGACAGUGUUCUCGGGACUUUUCACUGCCUGUUGAGAAUGCGUUUGUCACUUUCUACUAUAAAUGCGGUAAAGUUGAUGAGGCGAGAGCCAUUUUCGAAAAGAUGCCAACAAGAGACGUGGUUACUUGGAAUGCUUUGUUAUCAGCCUAUAUCAGUGCAGGGCACAUAGGUGAAGCAAAGUUACUGUUUGAGGAGAUGGAGGAGAGGAAUCUCCUGAGUUGGGUGAUGAUGAUUUCUGCAUUAGCGCAAAGCGGCUCAGGAGAAGGUCUGAAACUGUUCUCCCUUAUGAAGAAAGAAGGUUUUGAACCGUGUGAUUAUGCAUUCGCUGGGGCAAUCUCUUCAUGUGCUGCCGUAGGAUCCUAUAGCAAUGGACAGCAGUACCAUGCUCAGUUGAUUAAAUUAGGGUUUGAUUCGAGCCUCUCAGCUGUGAAUGCCCUCAUAACAAUGUAUGCAAGGUGUGGUUGUGUUGAGGAAUCUCGACGCGUGUUUCUUACGAUGUCGUAUUUGGAUCCUGUCUCUUGGAAUGCUCUGAUUGCUGCAUUGGGGCAGCAUGGACAUGGUGUUGAAGCAGUUGAAGUCUACGAGGAGAUGCUGAAAGAGGGCAUAUCGCCUGAUCGGAUAACAUUCCUCUCAGUUCUCACCGCUUGCAGCCACGCAGGUCUAGUUGAACAAGGACUUAAAUAUUUUGAUUCGAUGAAAACCCUUUACAGUAUUCCCCCGGGUGAUGAUCAUUACGCUCGGGUUAUCGACUUGCUCUGUAGAUCUGGAAAAUUCUCGGAUGCGGAGGAUAUAAUCAAGUCUAUGCCGUUUGAACCAACUCUACAAAUAUGGGAAGCCCUUCUCUCCGGCUGCAGAAACCAUGGAAACACUGAGCUGGGGAUCUUAGCCGCUGAGAAGCUCCUCAACCUCGUGCCAGAGCACGAUGGGACAUAUGUUCUCUUAUCAAACAUAUAUGCAGCCGCCGGUCUCUGGGAAGAAAAGGCGAGAGUGCGUAAAUUGAUGCGUGAUCGAGGGGUAAAAAAGGAACCGGGAUGCAGUUGGAUCGAGGUGAAGAACCAAGUCCAUACAUUUCUGGUCGAUGACACUAAACACCCAGAGGGACGAGCAGUUUACAACUAUCUUGAAGAGUUGGGGAUGGAGAUGAGGAAACUCGGGUAUGAACCGAACACGAGAUUCGUGUUGGAAUCCACUUUGUCCACGCACAGUGAGAAGCUUGCGGUGGCAUUCGGGCUGAUGAAACUUCCUUCGCAAGCAACCAUAAGAGUGUUCAAAAACUUGAGGACUUGUGGAGAUUGUCAUAACUUCUUAAAGUUGUUGUCUCUGAUGAUGAGACGAGAGAUGGUCGUGAGAGAUGCCAAGAGGUUUCACCAUUUCCGUGAUGGGAAAUGCUCCUGCGGUGAUUUCUGGUAAAGCUUGCGUCUCCUUUCGCUUAACUUGAGCGAGAAAAAAAAACAAAAUUAUAAACAUUUUUUAUUAUAUACAAUGCAUGAGUUGAUCGUGGGUAUUUAUGAGGAAAUUCAUUAUGGUUUUACAAUUUAUUAUUAUGUAAUAUUUUAGUAUUUUUCUAGAUAAACUCGUAAUUUUUUUAUAACCUUAUUUUUUUGUGUGUGAAUCAUAUGGAAUUACGACGUCCGUGUGUAGUUAAAUACCCACGAAGAGGAAAUUUUGGGG